GGGACGGCCGCGCGAGAGGGGACUAGUCCGCGCCCGGGGGAGCGCGGCUGCGUUCUGCAGUGGGGGCUGGUGCCGGUACCAGUACCAGUACCAGUGGGGUUGAGCUCACCAUGGAGCCGGUGACCCGGUGGAGCCCGAAGCAAGUGGUGGACUGGACUAAAGGCCUGGAUGAUUGCCUGCAGCAGUAUGUCCAUAAAUUUGAACGGGAGAAGAUAAAUGGUGAACAGCUGUUACAGAUUUCUCACCAGGACCUUGAAGACUUGGGCAUCUCACGAAUUGGACACCAGGAACUGGUUCUAGAGGCUGUGGAUCUCCUGUGUGCACUGAACUAUGGCCUUGAAACAGACAAUAUGAAGAACCUGGUUCUCAAACUGCGAGCAUCAUCCAACAAUCUGCAAAAUUACAUCAGCAGCCGUAGGAAAAGCUCAAAUUAUGAUGGAAACACCUCUCGCAAGCCCCCCAAUGAAUUCCUUACUUCUGUGGUAGAGCUUAUUGGUGCUGCCAAAGCCUUGCUUACAUGGUUGGACAGGACCCCAUUUACGGGUAUUGCUGACUUUUCAUCAAUGAAGAACAGAAUCAUUCAGCUCUGCUUGGAUCUCACUACUACUGUUCAGAAGGACUGCACUGUGGCUGACAUGGAAGAUAAAGUUCAGACUGUAGCCAAGACUUUAAACGGCAUUUGUGAUAAAGCUAUCCGAUCAACUACAGAUCCAUUGAUGAGCCAGUGUGCGUGUCUUGAGGAGGUUCAUUUAACUAAUAUUAAACCUGGGGAAGGCCUGGGAAUGUACAUCAAAUCAACUUAUGAUGGAUUACAUGUAAUUACUGGAACUACAGAAAACUCCCCUGCUGAUCGAUCUCAGAAGAUUCAUGCUGGUGAUGAAGUGAUCCAGGUUAAUCGGCAAACUGUGGUUGGAUGGCAACUAAAAAAUCUGGUGGCAAAGUUGCGAGAGAAUCCUGCUGGAGUUAGGCUGCUGCUUAAGAAACGUCCUACUGGCUCUUUCCAUUUCACUCCUGCUCCAUUAAAGAACCUGCGUUGGAAACCACCCUUGGUGCAGACCAGCCCUCUGCCGAUCACGAGUCCUUCAACCCAGUCACCAGAAAGCACCGUGGAUACCUCACUGAAAAAAGAGAAGCCAGCCAUUUUGGAUCUGUACAUACCACCUCCACCAGCUGUUCCAUAUUCUCCUCGAGAUGAAAAAGGGAGUUUUGUAUAUGGAGGAGGCAACAAACCCAGUCAGCCACUACCUGGGUCCAAGGGUGCUGAGUCCCCCAAUUCUUUUCUGGAUCAGGAGAGUCGAAGACGAAGGUUUACUAUUGCUGAUUCAAAUCAGUUGCCUGUGUAUCCCAUUGAAGCAAAUAUUCUACCCGCCAAGAUGAGAGAAAAAACACAAUCCUAUGGAAAACCUCGUCCUCUGUCAAUGCCUGCUGAUGGGAGCUGGAUAGGAGCUGCAGAGCCUUUCUCGAGGCCACGAGCACCAGGAAGAAAAGGCAAGGUUUUCAGUGAAGAUGCCCUCUGCAGGUACUUCAGUAAUGAAAGGAUACCCCCAAUCAUUGAAGAAAACCCCUCCACACAACACCCUCUCUCAAGGCCAGUCUCUGAGAAGCAGUUAGUGAGGGGAACAGAUUAUAUUCGAGGCAGCAGAUGUUUUAUGAAUGCAGACCUCCACAACAGUGCAACAAUUCCUUUUCAAGAGGAAGGUGCUAAAAAAUCUUCUGUUACAUCGUCCACAAAAUCUUCCUCCACAGAGCCCUCGCUGCUGGUCAGUUGGAUCACAAGACUGAAACUGUUGACUCAUUGACUGUUGUUCACAGGACUGUUACCAAGUGCCUUUGCUCAUUGGUCAGACUUCUUUACUUUUCAGCUUAACUGAUGCAUAGUGACUAAUGUGGUGUUCUUUUCCUGGAGAAUCUUACAUUUUUGCCUUUUCAUUGGUGAUUUUAGAUGGAUCAGAGGGUUUCGUAGUGCAAGGAGGGAAGAAAAAUACGGAUCAAGUUCCUCUUCCUGGCCAAAAGCUGAGGGCAUUUAUUCCCCUGGAAAUGAGUAAAAUUUCAGUGAUACAGAGGCCAUGCAUGAUCUGAAACAUGCAUAAUGACUCAGAGGAAAUCAUUGCAUUACUGUAAAGUCCAGUGGCACUUCAGUUGUCUGAAUUCUUAGGGGCUGGUGUGAGUGGCUGGGUGUCAGAGUAUGUAGAGCUCAGCAAAGUAAUUUUAUUCUCCUGACCAGGAAAGAUAAGCAGGAAAACAGCAGUUUCAUGCAACUUAGCAGUGCUAUUGCAAGUCCUGCGUGAGAUCAGCCUUGUGAGGAAGAAGUAGUAGUGUUGCCAUUCUUUCUCUGAUAUCCAGAGAUGUUAGGAAGUCUUAGGAAGAGAGUUCUCUUAUCCAGUGAUCUUAGGAAGUUGGACUAAUUUAACUAUAAAUCAGUCCAACCUGAUAUAUAAUCCAUUUUACUGAAAUCACAGUAUAAGUGAAGAGCGCUGAGCAACUGCAGUUCUCAUCCGUAAAGAUAUAUGGAUUGCUACAACAUACCAAGGAAAUGCAUCUGUAGAGGUGGUAAAAGAAUAUAUAUUUUUCCUUAAUUGUUUAAGAAUGAUUUGCUGUUGACCAAAGUCAGUUUUUAAAGGCAGUCCUGUUGGACUUAUAAGAACUUUUAUAGUGGUUCAGAUUUUGAAUGAUGUAUUGUUUAUGAAAAAUACGUGCUAUGAUACAUUACAAAUGUAAGACCUCUUGCUAUUUUCUAUAUAGCUCAAAUUUUCUCCUCUCCAGAAUUUUAAAGUAGCAUUGGGUAUUUUGGGAGGAAAAUAAAACUUGUUUGACAAAAGAAGAGGAUAUUAAAGAGGUAUUGUUUAAAACUGAAUGUACAUAAGAUUGUUGGUAUGAAACAGUUGUGUUUAAUUUAAAUGUUAAAUAUAGUUGUAUGUAUUUUUUACACUUGAA
Molecule: messenger RNA, 2934 nt
Organism: Neopsephotus bourkii (Bourke's parrot)
Lineage: Eukaryota; Metazoa; Chordata; Aves; Psittaciformes; Psittacidae
Gene: CNKSR3
Product: CNKSR family member 3
Exons: 13
Coding region: 111-1799 (562 amino acids)
Biological process (GO): regulation of signal transduction
Cellular component (GO): membrane; cytoplasm
Molecular function (GO): protein binding
Source: RefSeq, a predicted model, not a curated record